Alosa alosa (allis shad) is the source of this 2256-nucleotide messenger RNA. RefSeq names its product alkB homolog 5, RNA demethylase (gene alkbh5). The coding region runs from base 918 to 1943 and encodes 341 amino acids. Gene Ontology annotation, molecular function: oxidative RNA demethylase activity. Gene Ontology annotation, biological process: mRNA export from nucleus; mRNA processing. The transcript has 5 exons. Gene Ontology annotation, cellular component: nucleus. Lineage: Eukaryota; Metazoa; Chordata; Actinopteri; Clupeiformes; Clupeidae. The record is from RefSeq and is a predicted model, not a curated record.
GAUAUGACCACAGGACUGUGCACAUCAUUAUUCAGCUUCCAUGACGUACGUUUGCUUAUGUUUGCUAAACAAACGAUAGAUAAACUUGUGAUCUUGUAGGUCAAUGAUGGAUGGUCGAACCUUCUGCCGCACGGUCCGGCUGGGCGUCUGUUUUGAUGGACUGCGGUCGCGUGCAGCUGAUUGGAAACAACUUUCCACGUCCUCCGGCUCGCGCACGCUGAGUGAAGCGCAUGCGCAGCUAGCAGUUUUGGGGGUUGCACGAGUCCUUUCCUCUACCCGUUUUUUGCCGGAAUUUAAACCAAACAGACGCAUUUGGAAUAUUCAACGCAUUUGGGAUACACACUUAAAGUAGGAAAAUUACUUUGUCAUAACGACGAGACGAUCGUGUAGCUUCAAUACCAGGCCAGCACCGACAUAGCCCCUGUUAGCAUAUAUGCAUAGGUUAACGUUACUUAACGACACGGCAGCGAGCCAGUGCCUUAAUAGCCAGCUAUCGCUAACUAGCUAACUCUGACUAGCAUGACAUGUAACCUGCAGACAAUUAGCGUGUGCGUUGCGUUUGAUCUUUAUAUCAGAGGGAGGAGAGAGUAACAUGUCCUUUGUAAAUACGUGACUGAGUUGUAACAACAAGCUGUGCAAGAUCUCGUUAUUUGCACUAGUGCCACCGGUCCCAGCCAACGUGUAGCCCCCCUGCCUAGCCACUGCCACAGCUAGCUACCCUGCUAGCGUUAGCCUGGUAACCUUAGCUCUCCGGCUACGCAGCCGAAUAACUACCGUUACCGUGGCUCCGGUCACGUCUCGUGCAACGCCUCUCAGUUUGCAGAAACAAUGCGGGAAUAAGUAAAUAUGGGAACGUAGUGACAUAUCUUUAUUUUUUACUAUUUCAGUUUUAGUUGUUUCUUUAGCUGACCAUUAUCAUGUCUGCGAGCGGGUUCACAGACCUGCGCGAGAAGCUGAAGGCCAUGACGCCGCACCGAGACGACCUAAAAAAAAAACAACUCCCCGAGCGGAGCAACGGCGGCGCCAAGAAGCGCAAGUACCGCGAGGAGUCCGAGGAGGACGCCGCCAGCGACCAGGAGCAGCGCGAGGCCGAGGCCCGGCGCGUCAAGAGCGGCAUCAAGCAGGCGACCGUCUUCAGCGCGCAGGAGUGUGCGCUCAUCGAACAGAAGAUUGACGAGGUGGUCGCCAAGGGCGACAAAGGUCUGUACCGCGAGCACACGGUGGACCGCGCGCCCCUGAGGAACAAGUACUUCUUCGGCGAGGGCUACACGUACGGCGCGCAGUUGGAACGCAGAGGCCCCGGCCAGGAACGGCUCUACUCGAAGGGCGAGGUGGACGACAUCCCGGACUGGGUGCACGAGCUGGUGAUCAGCCGCCUGGUGGAGCGAGGACUGCUGUCGGAGGGGUUCGUCAACAGCGCCGUGAUUAACGACUACCAGCCGGGCGGCUGCAUCGUGUCGCACGUGGACCCCAUCCACAUCUUCGAGCGGCCCAUCGUCUCCGUGUCUUUCUUCAGCGAUAGCGCGCUCUGCUUCGGCUGCCGCUUCCAGUUCAAGCCCAUCCGCGUGUCCGAGCCCGUGCUGCACCUGCCUGUACGCCGCGGGAGUGUCACCAUCCUCAGUGGUUAUGCAGCCGAUGAAAUCACCCACUGCAUCAGACCUCAGGACAUCAAGGAGAGGAGAGCAGUGAUCAUCCUCAGAAGGACAAGGCCAGAUGCUCCGCGAUUGGACACGGAUGCUCCAAGCCCCGCCCCUAUUCCCUCAGACCGCACACACAAGCGCUCCCACCGCAAAGCAGACCCUGAUGCAGCACACAGGCCACGCGUUCUGGAGAUGGAUAAGGAGGAGAACCGCGUGUCUCGUGUCCGAUCCCGCAGAGACUACAGUUCCCAUGAUUCACAGCGAGACAGCUCCACGCGCAGGGUCAAGAUGCGACGCCACUGAGAGACUACAUUUCCCACGAUGCACAGGGGGCAGUAGACUCCACGCGCAGGGUCAAGAUGAGACGCCACUUAGACUACAUUUCCCAUGAUGCACAGAGGGACGGCGCCACGCUCUGAGUCAAUAUGAGACGCCACUGAGAGACUACAUUUCCCACAAUGCACGGGGGGACGACUCCAUGUGCAGGAGGGAUAGAGCCUGUGACAGCCAGCACCGUGGCAACCUGCAGCCUCUACUGACGUGUCACACACAUACACACACACACACACACACACACACACACACACACAACCUGCAGCCUCCCCACAUACGUGUC